AUGGCUCUUCCUAGCGUUGCCGCUCCGAUGUUGGAUGCCGCAAUCAUCCACGAGAAACCGACCUCGAGCGCUGCCGCCAAAGCCGCUCUCCCAACGGCUCCGACCAAGGACAGCGGCGUACGCGUCGUCGCUCCCCACGAGUACAAGGAGGCCGCUGCCUGCCUAGCCGAAGCGUUCCGCCUGGACAACAUCGUGCGCUAUGCGAUCGACACUCCCGACCGAAUGCACCUGACCGAGGAACAACGGUUCGAGAUGCACCAAUCCGCCAUGGAGUACGUCACGUACGCACACUGUCUCCAGGGACUGGUCUUGACCACGGGGAACAACUUCGACUGUGUGGCGUUGUGGUUGCCCCCGGGCAAGAAUAUCGACGACUGGCUCACCUUGCUCCGGAGCGGCAUGUGGCGACUGAGCUGGAAGCUGUCCAAGGAAGGGCGGGUCCGAUUCUUCGACGAGUUCCUGCCCCUGUUGCACCAUAGCAAGCAGGAGAUCUUGGGCGACCGCGACAACACUUCGUGGUAUCUCAAUUACAUUGGCACGAAGCCCGAGGCGCGCGGCCGCGGAUAUGCUAGGAAAUUGAUUGAAUAUGUCACCAAGAUGGCCGAUGCUGAGGGACUGCCGUGCUAUCUGGAGAGCUCCCAUGAUAUCAACAUCAUCAUCUACGGCAAGCUGGGCUUCGAGUUGCGAAAGCACAUCUACUUGCAGCGUGCUGCCGGCAAGGAGCUGAGACUGGAUGUCAUGGUGCGCGAGCCGGUGGACAAGCAGAAGGAGAAGGAUUAA
Molecule: messenger RNA, 780 nt
Organism: Cladophialophora yegresii CBS 114405
Lineage: Eukaryota; Fungi; Ascomycota; Eurotiomycetes; Chaetothyriales; Herpotrichiellaceae
Exons: 2
Coding region: 1-780 (259 amino acids)
Molecular function (GO): acyltransferase activity, transferring groups other than amino-acyl groups
Source: RefSeq, a predicted model, not a curated record